ACAGAAUCCUCGAUACAGACAUACGUACGCAUAUUUACAGAGGCGCAGGCGUACUAAUAGCAGCUGCACAUGGCCGAGACCACGGCAACACAACUCGCAGAUCGAAUCGACGAAGGUGCCAUGGACGUCGUUUCGCCUUCGGUCGCAGACUCUACGGCCACAAGCAGACUACCCGUGACGGUCAACAAGCCCACGCCCUACACCUUCGACCUGGGCAACCUCUGCGCCUUCGACCCCAACCCACUCCCCCGCUCCCCCGACGAAGCAGCCCUCACGGCAAUCGCGCGGGAUGCCGCGCAAGCGCUGAUAAACCAGCUGCUCACAACAUGCGAAGCAAAAUCCACCUCUGAAGGCGUGCAUCUCGUCCUCCCGGAACCCAUCACCGCCCUUCCCCGCGAGAAACCCAUCCCCACUGAAAAGCCACCGACGAAAUGGGAGCUCUUUGCUAAGAAGAAGGGCAUCAAGGAUAAGAAGAAGGAGGGGAAGAUGGUGUAUGACGAGGCGAGUGGGGAAUGGGUGCCCAAAUGGGGAUAUAAGGGGAAGAAUAAGGAGGGGGAGAAUGACUGGUUGGUUGAGGUGGAUGAGAAGAAGGAGAGGGAGACGGGAGAGGCUGGGGAUGCGAGGAGGGAUAGCAGGGCGGCGAGGAAGGAGAGAGUGAGGAGGAAUGAGAGGAGACAAAGGGCGAAUGAGAGGAAUGCAAGGAAGAAAGUGUGAGGCUUGGAUUGGAAGUUGUAUGGCCGGUUAUGACAGCUCAUGAAGUCCUCUCCGCGGGUGAUGCAGGUCUGCUGCAUGUUUGGGAUCAGGACUAAGAGCAUCGUACAGGACCCUUUAUCUACCCCGUCCAUGAGGCGUUCAGGCGACCAGGAAGGAUUGGGAAAAGAGUAGCAUUUAUAUGGCGUUCUUCAAGGGUCAUCUUAGGGAAAUCUUUACGAGUGUGAGGGUUCAAUCCUUGCUUUGGGACUUGAUGCGUGGCCGAAUUAUUUGACGUCGAAUCUCCGUCGGGUAGAUGUACAUGACCAAACAUUGCAUCCGUUACACUACUCUCGUUUCAUAAUUUC
Molecule: messenger RNA, 1058 nt
Organism: Westerdykella ornata
Lineage: Eukaryota; Fungi; Ascomycota; Dothideomycetes; Pleosporales; Sporormiaceae
Product: ribosomal biogenesis regulatory protein
Exons: 2
Coding region: 70-714 (214 amino acids)
Biological process (GO): ribosome biogenesis; ribosomal large subunit biogenesis; ribosomal large subunit export from nucleus
Cellular component (GO): nucleus; nucleolus; preribosome, large subunit precursor
Molecular function (GO): protein binding
Source: RefSeq, a predicted model, not a curated record